AGGAAGCAGGUCAGAUGCAACAAACACCCACACAACCCAAACCUGCUGGAGGAGAAGACCAACGAUGUUAAUAUCUGUAUUUCUUAUUCUGUUACUCUCAGGAUUUUUUGAUAUAGGAAGGAGUGUAGCACCCAGCCAAGUGGCAGCAAAAGAUGACGAGAUAAUAAAUCAGAUUAAGGGCACAAACCAGGCCCUGGCUGAAAUUAAGGAACUUCUAAAACAACAGAUUGAGGAGAUUGUGUUUCUAAAAAACACUGUUAUGGAGUGUGAAGCCUGCGCCAUGCGCACAGAAGAUCCAGUUGAAAAACCAUCCUGUGAUCCCAAUCCCUGCUACCGAGGAGUGACUUGUACCGAGACAGUGAAUGGUAUCAGAUGCGGGCCAUGUCCUCAAGGCAUGGAGGGCAACGGCACACACUGCGAAGACAUCGACGAGUGCUCGGUGAAACCAUGCCAUAUGGGUGUACGAUGCAUCAACACAUCUCCUGGUUUCCGGUGUGGUCAAUGUCCUGCUGGUUAUGAAGGUCCCCAGGUGCAGGGUUUCGGACUUGACUAUGCCAUAGCCAACAAACAGGUUUGCCGAGACAUAAAUGAGUGUGAAAUCUCAAAUGGCGGCUGUGUGGAGAAUUCCAUCUGUUUAAACACAGCGGGGUCUUUCCGGUGCAGCCACUGCAAGCCAGGCUUCAUAGGAGACCAGACACAGGGCUGUAAGCCUGAGAGGGCAUGUGGGAAUGGGCAACCCAACCCUUGUCAUGCGAGUGCUGAGUGUAUCACCCAUCGGGAUGGCAGUAUUGAGUGUGUUUGUGGAGUUGGUAUGGCUGGCAAUGGAUACAUGUGCGGAACUGAUACAGAUAUUGAUGGCUUCCCUGAUGAAAAACUACUUUGCUCUGACAGAAACUGUGCUAAGGAUAACUGUCUCACAAUACCCAACUCUGGCCAAGAAGAUGCUGAUAAGGAUGGCAUUGGAGAUACUUGCGAUGAAGACGCAGAUGGGGAUGGAAUCCUGAAUACUGAGGACAACUGUGUGCUUGUGCCAAAUGUAAACCAGAAGAACACUGACCAAGAUGAUUAUGGAGAUGCUUGUGAUAACUGUCGCUUAAUGAAAAACAACGACCAAAGGGACACUGACAAUGAUGGCGACGGUGACGAAUGCGAUGAUGACGUUGACGGUGAUGGCAUAAAAAAUGACAAGGACAAUUGCGUGAAGGUUCCAAACGCUGACCAGAUCGAUCGAGACGGAGAUAAUGUUGGUGACGCAUGUGACAGUUGUCCUUACAUUCGCAAUCCUGACCAGAUGGAUGCUGAUAAUGAUUUGAUUGGUGAUCCUUGUGACACCAACAAAGACAGUGAUGGAGAUGGUCAUCAGGACUCACGCGACAACUGUCCCGCGGUCAUAAACAGUUCUCAGUUGGACACAGACAAAGACGGCAAAGGGGACGAGUGUGAUGACGACGACGACAAUGAUGGCAUUCCUGACCUCCUUCCUCCGGGACCAGAUAACUGCAGACUCAUUCCCAACCCUCUACAGGAAGAUUGGGAUGGAGACGGAAUUGGAAACGUCUGUGAAAAGGACUUUGACAAUGACACAAUCAUAGACCAAAUUGAUGUGUGCCCUGAAAACACAGAGGUCACCCUUACAGACUUCAGGGCCUACCAGACUGUGGUUCUGGACCCAGAAGGAGAUGCACAAAUUGACCCAAACUGGGUGGUGCUUAAUCAGGGACGAGAGAUCAUUCAAACCAUGAACAGUGACCCUGGACUAGCUGUUGGUUACACUGCAUUCAAUGGUGUGGACUUUGAAGGGACAUUUCAUGUAAAUACGGUAACGGAUGACGAUUAUGCUGGGUUUAUCUUUGGCUAUCAGGACAGCUCCAGUUUUUACGUAGUCAUGUGGAAGCAGGUGGAGCAGAUCUACUGGCAAGCGAAUCCUUUUCGAGCUGUGGCUGAACCAGGAAUCCAACUCAAGGCCGUGAAAUCGGAGACAGGGCCAGGAGAGAAUCUGCGAAACUCGCUGUGGCACACAGGUGAUACCUCCAACCAGGUGAAGCUGCUGUGGAAAGAUCCGAGAAACGUGGGCUGGAAGGACAAAACUUCUUAUCGUUGGUUCCUGCAGCACAGACCCCAUGACGGGUACAUCAGGGUUAGGUUCUAUGAAGGCCCCAAGAUGGUUGCAGACACAGGAAUCAUUAUUGACACGACCAUGAGAGGAGGCAGACUUGGAGUGUUCUGCUUCUCACAGGAGAACAUCAUCUGGGCCAACCUGCGCUACCGAUGCAAUGAUACCAUCCCGGAGGACUUCGACACGUACAAGUCCCAACAAACCCAUCUUCAUAUUUAAUCUCCACGUCGUUUUGUCCAUGACUUCGACCAGCGCUUUUCAAAAUGGGAUUUGGAGACCUCUAGGGGUCAGAGAAGCAUUGCAGGCGGUCCAUGAUUUUUUUUUUUUGUCUAAUUUUAGUUACCGUGCUGGAAAUCACAACCUACCAUGAGGUUAUUAUUGUUCAACAUUCCUUGAAGGCAUUAAAAAGUGUGCGACUGGUAACCUGAACAGGUUUAUUCCGAACCUCAAUAACUCCAAAAACAAGUAGACCUAUAGAUAAUGUCAGAUAAUGUCCUAAUGUGUCCAGUUAAUGGAAAGUUCGUUGAAUAGAAGCUCUAAAGUUUGUAUAAAUAAAUAAAAAUACUGAUUGUACACCUUUAAAACUAUGCUUAUAUGUUUUCCAUUGAAUUUCUUUUACAGUAAAAGAACAGUAGAACUGUACAUAACAUGAACGCUGUAUUCCAGAUGCAUACUGACAUAAAUUCACAGUCACGCAUUUUCUUUACCGCUCAACCCUUACAAAGGUAAUGUUCAAUAGCUACUGCGUUUGAGUGUAUUCAUUACUGUCCUGGCAGAUUUUACAUUUGCUACUUCACAACCAACCACUAAAUCACAAUCACAGCUGUUUAAAUGUAUAUAUUUUAAAAACCACAUACAGAAAUACAGGUUACAAAAUAUAAAUGAUGUCAUAAGAACGAUCUGAUAUAUGCAGCUGAGACAUCAUGCACAUCCAUAGUUAGCAUACUUUUUGAAAACGGCGGCAAAAAAAAAAAAAACAACCAACAAACAAACAAACAAAAAACAUCCAUGAAACGAUCACUUGAGACUUAUGUACAGAGAGAAAGUGGCCUUCUACGACCAUCCUCCACAAACAUGAGUCAGGAUAUGGACCACGCCAGAAAGUCUAUACAGUUACAUGAGCUCUACACUUAUAAAUAAAAGGAUUUUCUUUUUUGUUUGUUUUGAGGGAAAACACCUGUCAAAAGUGUCUCCAUAUGCAGCCGGGUAAAGCACCAGCCCAUGAUGGAUUUUUUUUUCCACUGAAGUGUAUUUAAAAUGCAUAUAAACAGCACUGUUUGUGUUCAGACUGCAGAUUUGUUUAUUGUAUAUUCUUGAAUGUAUUUUUUAGACCGAUUUCAGUUUUCACACCAGCUCUGGUAAUAUCAUUAGAUGGAAUAAAAUGCUCUUUAAUAAGUAAAAUAAAUGCAAAUGGCACUUA
Molecule: messenger RNA, 3536 nt
Organism: Silurus meridionalis
Lineage: Eukaryota; Metazoa; Chordata; Actinopteri; Siluriformes; Siluridae
Product: cartilage oligomeric matrix protein
Exons: 19
Coding region: 65-2335 (756 amino acids)
Biological process (GO): cell adhesion
Cellular component (GO): extracellular region
Molecular function (GO): calcium ion binding
Source: RefSeq, a predicted model, not a curated record